This is a messenger RNA of Myxocyprinus asiaticus (Chinese sucker), 3114 nucleotides long. Its product is annotated as zinc finger TRAF-type-containing protein 1-like. Bases 562 to 1710 code for a protein of 382 amino acids. The record is from RefSeq and is a predicted model, not a curated record. The transcript has 5 exons. NCBI's taxonomy places the organism in Eukaryota, Metazoa, Chordata, Actinopteri, Cypriniformes, Catostomidae. Gene Ontology annotation, cellular component: nucleus.
CUGGCAAAGUAUUCACGGACCGCCCUACAACGGAUGACAGUAUUCGCCUGUUCUUCAGCUUUUUCGGAGUAAACAGAUUUCGGAUAGGCAGAAUCAGGAAGGGACAAGCGGACAGGAGGAGAGGAGGAGACAGGGACAGGAAAAAACAAAGAUGGCAGUGUAGAUUAAGGGACGGACUAUCGAUGAGACUGCAUCAAACGGAUAACUUUCUGGUUUUCGGGCGAAUCCGGAUCGUGUCGUAGUGGUUCGGUUUUGUUCGGGAGGUGGACCGGAUGCGAUCCCGGCCGGGUACAGAAGAGUCGCCGUGCGCGUGCUGUCACGGCGAAUAACGGCUCUAAGCAACAGCCUGUUGUUUUGUUGAGGCUUAGGAAAGCCUUUUUUCUGUCUCUUUAUAAGCUGUGAGCGAAAGCUAACCUGUGAUAUAUCCCAAAAAAAUAUCAGAUCCCCCAUCCUUACAGGCCAAAAUAGCUUGGAAAAAACUGGAAGUCUCACUGACAAUCAGCGAAUCCUGUGCUCGAACAGCCCAAGAAUCCCCCUCUGACACAUUUGGAUCGGCCUUGGAUGUCUUCGAUGGAAGAGAGGAUGGAAUUAGGCGUCGCAGCCGCCCCGGGCUCCUCGUCUGCGGGUCUGGGUGUCGGUUCGGUGGGGGGCGCCUUGGAUGCAGGUCCGGGAAGCGCAGGACUGGCAGGGAUUCAAGAGGAGUCUGUCGUGAGGAGAGACGGUUCAGGUACCGAGGCCGACCCGGACGCGCCGCCCAAGAAACGCGUGAGACAUCUGGAAGGUGAAGCGGGGAAGCUCGAGGAGCGGCUGUACUCUGUGUUGUGCUGCACGGUGUGUCUGGACCUGCCUAAAGCCUCUGUGUACCAGUGUACAAAUGGGCACCUGAUGUGCGCUGGCUGUUUUAUCCACCUGCUUGCUGACGCUCGUCUAAAAGAGGAGCAGGCUACGUGUCCUAACUGCCGCUGUGAGAUCAGUAAGAGUCUGUGUUGCAGGAACCUGGCGGUGGAGAAAGCCGUUAGCGAACUGCCCUCUGAGUGCAGCUACUGCCUCAAACAGUUCCCUCGCUCCAACCUAGACCGCCAUCAAACAGAGGAGUGCCAGGACAGAGUGACACAUUGUAAGUACAAGCGGAUUGGCUGCCCAUGGCAGGGGCCUUUCCAUGAGCUUAGUGCUCAUGAGGCAGAGUGCUCCCACCCCUCUAAGACUGGCAUGGAGUUGAUGGGUAUACUGGACGAGAUGGACCAUAGCCAUCGCAGAGAGCUACAGCUCUACAACAGCAUAUUUAGCCUGCUGUGCUUUGAGAAGAUUGGUUUUACAGAAGUGCAGUUCCGGCCAUACCGCACCGAUGACUUUAUCACGCGACUGUAUUACGAGACACCACGCUUCACAGUGCUCAACCAAACAUGGGUGCUGAAGGCGCGGGUCAACGACUCCGAACGCAAUCCCAACCUGUCUUGCAAACGAACACUCUCCUUCCAGCUCAUCCUGAAGAGCAAAGUGAACUCUGCACUGGAGUGCUCCUUCCUGCUGCUGAAGGGCCCGUACGAUGAUGUGAAAAUCAAACCUGUCAUCCAGCACCACGUCUUCUCCAACGAUGCGAAUGAAACCGAGUACGCUCUGCUGCCCAUCAGCGACAGCGUGGAGUGCAACAAGCUGCUGGCUGCCAAAAACAUCAACCUCCGCCUCUUCAUCUUUCAGAUCCAGAAAUAGAGGCUUGAGAUGAUGGGACGGAAGAAAUGGAUCAGACAAGGGAGGGAGGGCAUAGCAUGAACAAAGAAGAGGAGAUGGAGGCGAGACAAGCACCACGGAACCACAGAUACCUCUACAGGAGCAAGAAAGGAGACGGAUGAAGAAAUACGGCCCAUCAGUUCUGCAGUAGAUUGUUUGUUUGUGUGUGAGUGUGUGUUGUUGCUGGUCAGCUUUCAGACCCUCUAUGGCCAAAAAAAUGCCUUUUUAAUCCACAAUCUCUCCCAAUUCCCUGCUGAUCUCUCAUUGGCAGAGCAAAACAGGUCUGCAUGGCCAACACAAAAGAGUCGGUGAAUGUAUUUGUGUGUUUCCUUGAGCCUGUUUGACAGUCAAGACCAAUGAUGAGUAAUAUCAGGAACGAGCCUGCUGUGUGCCUGAAUGAGUGAGUGUACUUCUGUAACAGAGAUAGGGACAGGUUUGUCAGAGGUGUAAUACAGCCUAUCAUUCAGGCAAUGUGUGUAUCCACGCAGUGUUCUGUCCCGAUCGAAACCUUACCCACACAGACACUGCAGCACAGAGGCUGCAAGCAACUGCUUUAAGUGUAUUUUUGUAUGUGAAGGUAGCCAUUUUCAUUGAAGUGCAGUAAGGCAGUUAGGCUGAAUAAAAUGGCUGCCAACCACAUAACCUGAAUGCGAUUUUGCAUGAUUUUAGUUUUUCUCACUUUUAGUUGAGUAGCAUUGUAGCCCUGUAAUGUAACUUAAGUUUGACCUUAUUAACACAUUUAUUUAAAAAAAAAAACAAAAAAAAAUGUGAACCUUUUUUCCUCCUGUGAUUUUUGUUUUUGUUUUGUUUUUUUCCCCCCUCUUAUAUCAUGUGUCCUUUUUAACCCCCCAGCAGUUUGUGAACACAAAAGUACAUUUCUCAAAUUCUGAUGUCAUAAUGCCAUAAGCUAAGUCAUCAAUAUUUAUAUUUAUUGCUUUCAUUUAACCUGCAUUCAUUAAUGAGGUAACAUAGACUUCACACUCUCCACAGUGAUACUGGAAAGAUCUGAUUGUGAGCCACUGUUACAGAUCCUUCCCAUUAUCCACCCCCCAUACAUACAUACACACACACACACACACACACAAUCUUCUUUUAUACCUUCAUUAAAAAUGCACACAUACAAACACAAUCACACAGAGCUGGGGGUACACAAGAGCCAACAGGGGUAAUUGGAUCUCAUUUCAGAUAAACUGGGCUGUGACUUAACAGUUUAGACACUUGAAUUAUGAACGACAGAACAACAAACACAGUUGGGCUGAUCAAGCAGAGAUUCACUUCUGAUUAGAGGAGUUUAGUUUAAAACUGUUUCUGCAUUUAAAAGCUUUUAAUUCUCACAUUACACUCUGGCUGUAUAUGUGCCUUUCUAUUAAAGCUCAUUUAAACUUA